Aspergillus mulundensis is the source of this 1692-nucleotide messenger RNA. RefSeq names its product homeobox domain-containing protein. The coding region runs from base 1 to 1692 and encodes 563 amino acids. The transcript is spliced from 3 exons. Gene Ontology annotation, biological process: regulation of transcription by RNA polymerase II; cell differentiation. The record is from RefSeq and is a predicted model, not a curated record. Lineage: Eukaryota; Fungi; Ascomycota; Eurotiomycetes; Eurotiales; Aspergillaceae. Gene Ontology annotation, molecular function: DNA-binding transcription factor activity, RNA polymerase II-specific; RNA polymerase II cis-regulatory region sequence-specific DNA binding.
AUGUCUGACCCUGAGCCCUCUGCCGUGACAUUCUCGUCCUCUCCUCCCUCAACCCAGACCUCAGACUCCACCACGGCCUCCUCGAGUUACGCCUUUCUUGUUCACUCCCAAAAGACCUUGACGCAGAACCUCCCCCCGCGUGUGGACAACAAAUUGCUUGCGCGGCAGAAACGGCGUCGAACUAGUCCCGAAGAUUACGCGAUUCUCGAGGCCGAGUACCAACGCAAUUCGAAGCCGGACAAGACAACACGGGCCAACAUUGUCAGUCGUGUUUCUCUGGGCGAGAAAGAAGUUCAGAUCUGGUUUCAGAAUCGUCGCCAGAAUGACCGCCGAAAAUCAAAGCCUCUCCAGCCUCACGAACUACUUCCUUCGUCCCAAUCUGAUGAACUGAAGCCAGCCUCCGAUGACAGUAUACUUGCAGAGGGCUCCAGCGGGCUGGAGCAAAACAAUGACAAUUCGCUGGGUCAAUCUCAACAGUCAUCGAUACCCGAGGGUGAUUCGUUUGCAUCCGAGGGACAAGAGAAGGAUGAGCGAGACCAGGUUGGGGAAAGCUCACAAACGAGCAUUGCUACGUCCGAGUUCCCAGAACCCAGCCAACAAUCCGUGGACAACAACCUAGUUGAGCUGGACGUUGUUCAGACCACUGUCGACGCGUCCAACACCGAGCAACUCCAGAACUCGGCAAAGAGAAAGCGAUCUGGAUCAGACGUUGGAGCAACAAUCACAGAGUUGGCUUCUCCGAGCGUGCUCGAUACCCUCAAGUCGCCGCCAUCUUUGAGGUUGUCGCUCUCGUUUGACGGCGAAGCCAUGGUUCGUAAGCAAGGCGAAUUGACACCCUCACCACCAAGACGCGAUUCGCUUCGAAUCUCCAUGUCUGCAGACGGACAAGCAGUCAUCCGUGCCAAUGGCGAACCCUCACCGUCGAAGAACCGCAUCUCCAUGUUCUCCGCUCGCAAGCCUAGAGACAUCGGUCUUCGAAGGAGCAACAGCGCUGUUGGACUAAGCACACCUCGCUCACUCGAGAAAGAAACCUCCUUUGGCAGGUCGCGUGAUCCCCGAAACUGGGAGUCCCUAUUCGACACUGAUGCACGAAGCGCACUUGCCACGCCUUUUAGCUCACAGCGCACACCGAACUCUGCCUUACUGUCUACCGGCAAGCGCUCCCUGACAAGAAGCUUGUCUGCUAGACACUCCCUCCUCACGCCGAACUCCGACGUCCAGAGCACGCCCAUCACCCAAGCCAUGCGACAGAAGCGGCAGAAACUCUCUCGGACCGUCUCUUCGCUCGGACGGUUGGAAUCUGGACGCAGAGUUUUGGGCGAGAAAACACCAUCGACACUCAAAAACUCCAAGUCCGCCAAGGACGACCUCGACAUUGAAGCCGGCGACUCGGACAAGGAGAAUUGGAUCCCUGGUACUCGAGUAUCCCAUUCGCGUCGGCGUACAGUAUCCGAUCAGCGGCGGCCCGUCCUCAAGGAGGGCAACGGACGAGCUGGCCGGUCGCAGAAAGCUCAAUCAGGACGCUCGCGACUAUCGCAACCAUCACAUCGGAAGCCUAUCGGGGCCUCAAAAUCCAUGUCCGGUCUCGAUGGCGAUGUCUCUGCAUUCAUGGGCGGAAACGCAGCGAGCCAGGAAGAAGACCUGGAUUGCAUCCAAGGCCUGCUGUCUCUUAGCCAAGGCGCAUGGAGAUGA